AUGGCUGACGACACAGAGACCAAGCAUGGAGGAAGCAAGAAUGGAAGGAAAGAAGGCCUCUCUGGAAGCUCAUUUUUCACCUGGUUUAUGGUAAUUGCUUUGCUGGGAGUUUGGACAUCAGUAGCAGUUGUCUGGUUUGAACUUGUAGAUUAUGAAGAAGUUCUAGGCAAACUUGGGAUAUAUGAUGCUGAUGGAGAUGGAGAUUUUGAUGUGGAAGAUGCUAAAGUAUUGCUAGGCCUUAAAGAAAGAUCUGUCCCAGCACAGCCAGCAUCACCAGAAUCUGAGGAGAAUGUCCAGCCUGCUGAAAAGUCUUAUGUCGAAUCAGAGCACAAGACUGCUGAUGUAGAAUUGGAAGAGGAAAUUCAGUCUGUUCUUCAUGAAGCUCUCCAUUCCCAUCCUGCUAAGAAGAAGAGGAAGCCAAAGCUCUUAAACAAGUUUGAUAAGACCAUUAAAGCUGAAUUAGAUGCUGCAGAAAAACUACGUAAAAAAGGAAAAGUUGAAGAAGCUCUAAGGGCCUUUGAAGCAUUAGUGAACCAAUAUCCACAAAGUCCUCGAGCAAGAUACGGGAAGGCACAGUCUGAAGAUGACUUAGCUGAGAAAAUGAGAAGCAAUGAGAUGCUGCAGCAAGCUAUUAACACCUAUGAUGAGGUGGUUAGUCUGCCAAAUGUCCCUUCAGACCUGAUAAAACUGAGCUUGAAGCGAGAAGCUGACAGGCAGCAGUUCCUUGGUCGCAUGAGGGGUUCCCUGGUUACUCUACAGAAAUUAGUUCAGCUGUUUCCCAGUGAGACUUCAUUCAAGAAUGACCUUGGUGUUGGUUACCUCUUGAUAGGAGAUAACAGCAAUGCUAAGAAAGUAUAUGAAGAGGUUUUAAGUGUGGCUCCAAAUGAUGGCUUUGCCAAAGUACAUUAUGGCUUCAUCCUGAAGGCAGAAAACAAGAUAGCAGAGAGCAUACCUUAUCUACAGGAAGGACUGGAGUCUGGUGACCCUGGCACAGAUGAUGGGCGUUUUUAUUUUCAUCUGGGUGACGCAUUACAGAGAAUGGGAGACAAAGAGGCAUACAAGUGGUACGAACUUGGAUACCAAAGAGGUCACUUUGCAUCAGUUUGGCAGCGCUCCCUCUACAACGUCAAGGGGCUGAAAGCUCAGCCUUGGUGGACAGCAAGGGAAACUGGAUAUACAGAACUGGUGAAGUCCUUAGAGAAAAACUGGAAGCUCAUUCGGGAUGAGGGUCUUGCUGUGAUGGAUAAAAAAAGAAGUCUCUUCCUGCCUGAAGAUGAGAACCUACGGGAAAAAGGAGACUGGAGCCAGUUUACAUUAUGGCAACAAGGAAGAAAAAAUGAGAAUGCUUGUAAAAGUGUUCCGAAAACAUGUGCUUUAUUGGAAAGAUUCCCGGAAGCUACUGGCUGCAGAAGAGGGCAGAUCAAAUAUUCUAUCAUGCACCCAGGGACUCAUGUCUGGCCCCACACAGGGCCCACCAACUGUCGGCUGAGGAUGCAUUUGGGCUUGGUGAUCCCUAAGGAAGGCUGCAGAAUACGGUGUGCCCAAGAGAACAGAGACUGGGAAGAAGGGAAAGUCCUUAUUUUUGAUGACUCUUUCGAGCAUGAAGUAUGGCAGGAUGCUGAAAGUUAUCGCCUGAUAUUCAUUGUGGAUGUGUGGCACCCUGAGUUAACAGCUCAACAGAGACGUACCCUUCCUGCUAUUUAG
Molecule: messenger RNA, 1704 nt
Organism: Cinclus cinclus
Lineage: Eukaryota; Metazoa; Chordata; Aves; Passeriformes; Cinclidae
Gene: ASPH
Product: aspartate beta-hydroxylase
Exons: 16
Coding region: 1-1704 (567 amino acids)
Biological process (GO): peptidyl-aspartic acid hydroxylation
Cellular component (GO): membrane; endoplasmic reticulum
Molecular function (GO): protein binding; peptidyl-aspartic acid 3-dioxygenase activity
Source: RefSeq, a predicted model, not a curated record